UAAAAGGAAUUACAUAUUCAAAAUUCCAAUAAAAAUGCAUAUUCUUGCAAUAUUUUUCCUCCUAGUGUUAGCCUUGUUCACUUCCUUUGAAGUUUCGGCACAGCCAUACAAAACUUUAGUUACAUCCAUCAACAAAGACAGCAAAACUCCUCUCUAUAGCAUCGAAUUACAGGGCCAAUAUGUUAUCGACAUAAAUGCUCCAUUCUUAUGGUACACUUGCCAAGGGCAGUGGUUUAUCUAUCCUAUGGGCUGCUCAUCUUUGGAGUGUAUCAAUGGCCGCACUAACCUCUUCUGUCCAUCUGAUAACAUUUAUAGUGAUGGCCAGUGCCUUUGCACAGUCACUCCUGUUAACCCAGUUACCAGUUCUUGCUCUUCAGCCCAAUUGACGUACAAAAGCAUUAUCGUGGCAUGGACAGCUGGUCGUAACCCUACUGUUUCGAUCAAUUUCAACAACAUCUAUGUUUCCUGUGCACCUACAUCUCUCCUGCAGUCUCUUCCUGAAGGUUCUUCCGGUGUAGCUGGCCUGUCCUGGAAUCCAUUGUCUCUUGCAAUGCAAUUUACGUAUCCUCAUCUUGAAUUGACACAUAUGUUUGCAAUGUGUCUGCCUAGUACAUCUGGUGCGAACGGGGUGAUUUUCUUCGGCCAAGGUCCUUAUUUUCUUCAUCAGGUUGAGGUCAGCAGCGUACUAGCUUACACUCCAUUGUUAAGAUUGAACAAUUCGGAAGAGUAUUUUAUUGGAGUCAGUGGCAUAUCAAUUAAUGGAGAGAAAAUUAAAUUUCAGUCUAGCACUUUUGAGUUUGAUCAACUAAGGAAUGGUGGUGUUCAGAUUAGUACUAUAGUUCCUUACACUACACUUAGGAGUGAUAUAUACAAAGAGUUUCUCAAGGAAUUUUCAAAAGCCACAAAGGGUAUACCUCGAGCGCAAAAAGUGGUGCACCCUUUUGAUCUAUGCUUGGUAACUGGGGAAAAUGGUUGGAGACAUGUGGGUUUGAGUGUUCCUGAAAUUGAUUUAGAGCUAGGCGAUGGUGCAAUUUGGAGAAUUUAUGGAGCAAACUCUUUGAAGCAAGUUGAAGACGAUGUGGCUUGCCUCGCUUUCAUUGAUGGAGGGAAGUCUGCUAAACGAGCGGCUGUGAUUGGGUCAUAUCAAAUGGAGAACAACUUGUUGCAAUUUGAUUUAGCAGCUUCAAGAUUAGGAUUCAGUUCUUCGUUGUUAUUUUAUAACAUCACUUGCUCUAACUUCAACUUUACUACAAUUUGAACUUCAGGCUAUUUAAUUCUGAGGAAUAAAGAUAAUUGACUGGCUAGCUAGCUAGGCUAAUUUUACAUAGUUAAACUUUAAUUGGUUUCAAAUUCAUGUAUGCUUUGCUUUCAGUUUUCUCAGUCUUUCUUUUUCUUUUUCUUCUUACUUUUACUUUUUUGGUAUAAUAAAGGAUGAUGAAUUAUUAAUGUUAUCUUUUGUUUUAUUUUAAAAAAUAUUCAAAUAUAAAGAAUUAAAUAUUUUAUUUAAGUCUCAUAUAUUUUUUAUAUUUUAUUCUUUAUUUAUAUUU
Messenger RNA from Ricinus communis (castor bean), 1547 nucleotides. Its product is annotated as probable aspartic proteinase GIP2. Gene Ontology annotation, molecular function: aspartic-type endopeptidase activity. Gene Ontology annotation, biological process: proteolysis. The transcript has a single exon. NCBI's taxonomy places the organism in Eukaryota, Viridiplantae, Streptophyta, Magnoliopsida, Malpighiales, Euphorbiaceae. The record is from RefSeq and is a predicted model, not a curated record. The coding region runs from base 35 to 1258 and encodes 407 amino acids.